AUGCACGAACUCCUCCUCUUCGGCACCGUCCCCGCCUCGCGGCACACCCAGCUCCUCAACAUCCUCUCCGGCAUCUCCUCCAUGCAACCCUCGCCCAUCCACUCGGAAAAACACCUCGUUUUCAAGCCCAACCGCCCGCCCGGAUCGGUUGGGUCUUUGAAAGUCGGCGGGGCGCAGGACGUGAAUGUGCAGAAGAGUCAGAUGCAGGCGCAUACGUUGGGGGAUUUGUUUUACAUGCAAAUGGUUGCUGAGGUGGAUGGGAGAGAGAAGGGCGAAGGGGAGGAACGAUGGGUUCUACAGUUCAGGGAUUUGCCAGAGGUUGCGAGGCAGAGAACUGUGACUUCAAGACUUAUUGCGGAUGUUCGAAUUACGUCUGGCGAUCCGAUGGAAUUCAUGAAAGCGCUGGACUACUCGCAUGUCUCAACCUACACUAUCUCAGGCCAUAGGUUCACCCAUCACUCAGCUUCUCUCCUCCUCUAUCGCGUCACUCUUCCGGCAGAUGCCCUUAAAACUGACUCGACAAGCGGCGGUCUGCCCCAAGCACGCCUACUUGACCCAUCAGGAACAUACAUAUUGCAAGCCUCAGUGCGGGUUCAAGAUGGUUCAAAGGUGGAAACAAUGACAAAAGGUGUGAAUGAGUUGCUUAGCUUGAAAGAAACCUUGAAAGGCGUCGUGGAGCUAGAGAUCGGUGACAGAUUGGCCUUAGAUACUAGAGUCAGAUAA
Molecule: messenger RNA, 723 nt
Organism: Letharia columbiana
Lineage: Eukaryota; Fungi; Ascomycota; Lecanoromycetes; Lecanorales; Parmeliaceae
Exons: 3
Coding region: 1-723 (240 amino acids)
Biological process (GO): termination of RNA polymerase II transcription; regulation of transcription by RNA polymerase II
Cellular component (GO): mediator complex; core mediator complex
Molecular function (GO): transcription coregulator activity
Source: RefSeq, a predicted model, not a curated record